GUCCAGGGGCAGACUGACCAUUUGGAAACUCGGGCACUGCCUGAGGGCCCGGGGUCAGUAGGGGGCCCCAUGAGAUGCCCCUGGUACCUUUUUCAUAGGCUUUUUUGAGUUUGGGCAAGGAUACAGGGGCCCCAUGAUCCCCUAUUGCCCGGGAGCCCCAUGAGUUGUCAGUCCGCCCUGGCACUGUCCCAUUGCUGCCUAUCAGUGCCGUCCAUUACUGCUGCCUAUCAGUGCCCAUUAGUGCUGCCUAUCACUGCCCAU
Messenger RNA from Staurois parvus, 261 nucleotides. The record is from the annotation of a GenBank genome assembly. Lineage: Eukaryota; Metazoa; Chordata; Amphibia; Anura; Ranidae.